AUCCCAUCGGACAUGAGUUCAAGACGGUAGCAAAUACCACUACCUGUUGCACUUUACGGCUGGAUUUGACUUGCGACAAUACACCAAAAAAGGUUCGACGACCGGUAUCCGUAAGUCCAUCGCAACGGCGUACCAUCUGGUAGACACGGUUCAACGCUGGGCCGCACAGUUGUUGCAGAUUUGUGGUUCGGUUCACCUGGCCAAACCGCUUCACGCCGUAUAGGAAGUACCGUAUACACAAUGUUGCGUCCUUCCGUGUUUGAUGAAUACGAGAAGCAUAAAGGUGCAAUGGGUACCGCAAACAACCGCCGGGAUAAUAUGGACUCCUUCCACGAUACCAUCAAGACACAACGCUGGGAGAUGCAUACGCUGUCCUUCUCUUUUCAAGGAUUCGCUUCCCUCGAUAUGUCGUCGCUCUAUACUGAAUCGGAUUUUGGUGGUAUGAAACCCAAGUGGACAAUUGGGAGCAGAUUAAUGAACAUUUUGUUGAGCAUGUCAGUUCGUCUUCGUGGCGAGAAGCCAGUUGACAUUGGGCCAGAAACUUCACUGACUGCGCACGAAAUUCGUGCAAAAACCUCUCGAAUCUUUUACCGAGCGAUAUUGGCGCACCCCAAUUUCAACGAAUUAUUCGUUCAUCCAUGGCAAUAUGAGGUGCCGGGCCCUGUACUGACAAUGUCAUCGCUGAGACAACUCAGCUCAAGCUUCGGCGACGCCAGCGCUUUUCAACCAUGGCGAGCGGCGCAUGACGAAUUUUUCACCGAUUUAACAGUGCCAACCACUGUGUUUACCCUUUUUAACACACCUCACAACCAGGGGUAUGGCUCCUCAGCAACCUCAGUUGGUAGACUUCUAUCUCGCUUCUUGCAGUCUUUGGUUUUGGCCUCGUCCGCCAUCAAAAUCAUCGUCUUUGUAUGCUCGCUGCAACGAGUCCUUGAGAAUCGCGGAGAAUUGUUUCCAUCUGUGGUUGGCACUGUCGUCAACUUCAGCCCUCUCUAUGUGCCGGCGAGCCAGAGUAUAGUCCCAAGCAACCAACGGCCGAAGAAAGACGUGCUGUUGCGCCUGAAGCAACUAUAUAGUGAUUGA
This is a messenger RNA of Radiomyces spectabilis, 1083 nucleotides long. RefSeq lists its product as uncharacterized. NCBI's taxonomy places the organism in Eukaryota, Fungi, Mucoromycota, Mucoromycetes, Mucorales, Radiomycetaceae. The transcript has 4 exons. The record is from RefSeq and is a predicted model, not a curated record. Bases 241 to 1083 code for a protein of 280 amino acids.